Myxocyprinus asiaticus (Chinese sucker) is the source of this 7214-nucleotide messenger RNA. Its product is annotated as zinc finger SWIM domain-containing protein 5-like. The coding region runs from base 897 to 4394 and encodes 1165 amino acids. Lineage: Eukaryota; Metazoa; Chordata; Actinopteri; Cypriniformes; Catostomidae. The record is from RefSeq and is a predicted model, not a curated record. The transcript has 14 exons. Gene Ontology annotation, cellular component: Cul2-RING ubiquitin ligase complex.
CACAUACGUUGUGCAAAUCUAAAUACAAAUACAGUGCAAGUCCAAACUGUCCUUUGUAGUCUUCUGAUGUCUGAUUUCAUAGCUGAACCAAACCAGACAGUUAUUGAAGUGCAGAGGACAGACUCAAUGACUGCUGAGUAGAACUGCAUCAGCAGCACCUGUGGCAGGUUGAACUUCCUCAACUGGUGAAGGAAGUACAACCUCUGCUGGGCCUUUGGAGUCAAUGUGGGUCUCCCACUUCAGGUCCUGUGAGAUGGUAGUGCCCAGGAACCUGAAUGAAUCCACUGCUAUCAAAAGAGAGAAUAUAAUUUACCAUGUUUUGAACACUUGCUGCUCUACUAACAUUUGUUAAACACACUUUAGUAUCAUGUAAUGUAGGAACUUUGAGUCAUUUAUCGAUAUUAUUUAAUACAAGUUAAUGUUUAUCACUUAUUUUGUAUAUCUUCCUGGGUGCCGGCAUGAUUGUGUGACGUCACACACCUGAAUCUCAGCGAAAUUCAGUUUAGAGUUUAACAUUUCCGCACGACCAUCCAAUUUGGAAUUACGAUUUCAAGUGGCGUUCCAUUGCACUUUUCCCAAUAGGAAGUUGGAAAAUCCGACUUUCUGAGUUGAAUGGAACGCAGCAUAAGUAAUAAUGUACUCAGUGUAAAGCAUAAAAACCAAAACAUCUACUACAUCACCAAAAUCCUCUACGUCAUCGCGCUACAGUCUGCAGCGAGGACCCUCUCCGCUCUCGCGCUGUCAGUGCAGCACUUCCUCGCGACUGGCUCUAACGCGUUUGUUGUUGGUCGUGACGUAUGAACCUCCGCUCUCGCCCAGGACCCUCCCGUUGUGCGUCGCCUCAGUCUGUGCGCUUUUAGAGCCACAGUCCGCACUUCAGUGUUUAUUUGGUUGUCAUGGCGGAGGGACGUGGAGAGCUAUUGCCUCAGCCGCCGCUUCACCUCUCUCUACCCCCGGCCAGCAAGCGUCCGUGUUUGCGUCCCGCUCCUCGAGGACCGGGGCCGGGGCCUGGUCCGGGAUUUCCGAACUCUCGCUUACGUUGCCCGGAAUCUCUACUGGACUGCGCUGCUAAGGCCGUAGCGGAGAAAUGGGCCUUCGAGAGGGUGGAGGAGCGCUUCGAGCGGAUCCCCGAACCCGUUCAACGUCGUAUCGUUUAUUGGUCUUUCCCGAGGAACGAAAGGGAAAUAUGUAUGUAUUCGUCGUUUCAGUGCCGAGUGGCAAGUGAAGAGGGCCCCGUAGUGGGCUCGAGCUCCUCCGUUGGAUCUGCUUCAGUCCCCGGAGGGGUUACGAACACAACCGGCAGCGCAGGGACGGGGGGCACCGGAGAUGGACUGCCUUUCCGCCGGGGAAUCCGGCUUUUGGAAACCGGUUGUGUGGACAAUGUCUUACAAGUCGGUUUUCACCUCAGUGGCACGGUCACGGAGCUGGCCACGCAAUCUGAGCCGGAGACGACACACAAGGUGGCCAUCAGCUUCGACCGCUGUAAGAUCACUUCAGUGACAUGCGGAUGUGGCAACCGCGAUAUCUUCUAUUGUGCGCACGUGGUGGCACUCUCCUUAUACCGCAUCCGCAAACCCGAGCAAGUCAAACUGCGGCUGCCCAUAUCAGAGACACUUUUCCAGAUGAACCGAGACCAGCUGCAAAAGCUGGUGCAGUACCUUAUCACGGCCCACCACACAGAAGUGCUGCCCACAGCCCAGAAAUUGGCUGAUGAAAUCCUGUCCUCCAACUCCGAGAUCAACCAACUACACGGGGCCCCGGAUCCCACAGCAGGAGCCAGUAUUGAUGAUGAAAACUGCUGGCACCUAGAUGAAGAGCAAGUGAGGGAGCAGGUCAAGCAGUUCCUCUCGCAGGGAGGAUACUAUGGCUCAGGCAAGCAGCUUAACUCCAUGUUUGCCAAGGUGAGGGAGAUGCUGCGGAUGCGGGACUCUAAUGGGGCGCGGAUGCUCACUCUCAUCACUGAGCAGUUCAUGGCUGACCCACGCCUGUCUCUAUGGCGACAACAGGGCACAGGCAUGACCGACAAAUGCCGACAACUCUGGGAUGAGCUAGGUGCACUGUGGGUGUGUAUCGUGCUGAAUCCGCACUGUAAGAGCGACGAGAAGAGCGGCUGGCUGAGACAGCUAAAGAAAUGGGGAGACAUGGACAUCUGUCCUCUAGAGGAUGGCAAUUACGGCAGCGAGCUGCCCAACAUCACCAACGCCCUACCACAGAGCAACCUGGCACAGGACUCACUGGCCCGGCCUAGGAGAACGGUUUUCACAAGAGCCAUGGAAGCCUGCGACUUGCACUGGCAGGAUAGUCACUUGCAGAGAAUCAUCAGUAGUGACUUCUAUAUGUCUCCAGCCUAUCAGAGAGAGGGAGAGAGCCUGCUCUUCAAUCCCCAGGGUCUGCCACUGUGGUUGGAUCAUGUGCCUACAGCAUGUGCCAGGGUAGAUGCCCUGCGUUCCCAUGGUUACCCCCGGGAAGCCUUGCGACUGGCUGUAGCCAUAAUCAACACCCUCCGGCUCCAACAACAACGACAGUUAGACAUUUACAAGCAUCAGAAAAAAGAUCUGCUGCAAAGGGGAAUGACUAACACCACCAAUCUGGAGGGCUGGGUGGGCCACCCCCUCGACCCCAUCGGCUGCCUUUUCGCCACCCUCACGGAGACAUGUCGAGUGGAGGAUGACAAUACCAUGGAUACUGGAGACUCGGGUGAGCCCAAGCCUCCAGUGUACCAGCAUGUGCCAGUGUGGGGAUGUCCAGACGGAGGGGAGUCGUACCUUGCGCUGGCACUAGAGGUUGCGCUAAUGGGCAUGGGGCAGCAGCGGCUGAUGCCCGAGGGACUGUACGCCCAGGACAAGGUGUGCCGCAAUGAGGAGCAGAUCGUGGCCAAGCUACAGGAGAUGGAGCUGGAUGAUGUACUAGUGCAGACACUCCGCAAGCAAGCUAUCCUUCUUUUAGAAGGUGGUCCCUUCAGUGGUAUGGGUGAGGUCAUUCACAGGGAGAGCAUUCCCAUGCACACGUUUGCCAAGUACCUGUUCACUGCUCUCCUACCGCAUGACACAGAUCUGGCGUACAAACUGGGCCUUCGUGCAAUGAGGCUUCCAGUGCUAGAGUCUACAGCUCCCUCAGGUGACGUUGGGCACCCUCACCAUGGCAUCUCCAUAGUGCCCAGCCGAUACCCACGCUGGUUCACACUGGGUCACCUGGAGUCUCAGCAAUGCGAGCUGGCUUCCACCAUGCUUACUGCUGCUAAGGGUGACAUGUUGAGAUUGCGGACUGUUUUGGAAGCCAUUCAGAAGCACAUCCACUCCUCUUCCCUCAUCUUCAAACUGGCCCAGGAUGCCUUCAAGAUUGCCACUCCAGCAGAUAACCCUCCUGACAUCACUCUUCUCAAUGUAGCAUUGGAGCUUGGCCUUCAGGUGAUGAGAAUGACUCUUUCCACACUCAACUGGAGGCGGAGGGAGAUGGUUCGCUGGCUAGUCACAUGUGCUACUGAAGUCGGUCUGUGUCAAGCAAAAUCUACUCCAGUCCUUCCUGAUUUUAGUCUAAGAGCAUUGGUCAGCAUCUUACAGAGCUGGUACACACUCUUCACCCCCACUGAAGCUACCAGUAUAGUGGCAGCGACAGUGAUGUCCCACAACACCAUCCUGCGCCUGAGCCUCGACUACCCGCAGCGGGAGGAGCUCGCCAGCUGUGCGCGCACUCUGGCCCUGCAAUGCGCCAUGAAGGACCCCCAAAACUGCGCCCUGUCCGCCCUCACCCUCUGCGAGAAGGACCACAUCGCCUUCGAGACAGCCUAUCAGAUCGUCAUCGACGCCGCUUCCACGGGUAUGACCUACUCUCAGCUCUUCACCAUCGCCCGCUACAUGGAGCACCGCGGGUACCCCCUUCGAGCCUUCAAACUGGCGUCUCUCGCCAUGACCCACUUGAACCUGGCCUACAACCAAGACACGCAUCCGGCCAUCAACGACGUGCUGUGGGCUUGCGCCCUCAGCCACUCCCUGGGUAAAAAUGAACUGGCCGCCAUCAUCCCCCUGGUGGUCAAGAGCGUUCACUGUGCCACAGUGCUAUCGGACAUUCUGCGCCGUUGUACCAUGACUGCCCCCGGUCUGGCCGGCAUACCUGGCAGGCGAAACUCGGGCAAGCUUAUGAGCACUGACAAAGCACCGUUAAGACAGCUACUGGAUGCCACCAUCAGCGCCUACAUCAACACCACCCACUCCCGCCUCACCCACAUCAGCCCACGCCACUACGGAGAGUUCAUAGAGUUCCUCAGUAAGGCACGUGAGACCUUCUUAUUGGCCCAAGAUGGCCACAUUCAGUUUGCCCAGUUUAUAGACAACCUCAAACAGAUCUAUAAGGGCAAAAAGAAACUCAUGAUGUUGGUACGGGAACGUUUUGGUUAAACCUCACCUGAUGACAACAAGGGACUCUUCUUUCAUUCUUCAUUUAUUUAAGGCAUUAUUUUCUUCUUCUUUUUUGUAAUCUUUGGUGAAUUUUUACAUUUUAUUUGUUUCUUUUGAUUUGUCUCGUUUUUAUCAUGAACAGUCCUUGUUCCCCAAGUCAUUCUACCAGGUCGAACCUUUGGAGGGGAGAACAAGUGUAAUUAUGAUAUUAUGUUUUUGUUUUGUUUUGGCUGGUUCUUGAUUUUGUUUAAUUGAGAUAUUGUGAUAAAAAUGUAAAAGUGGCACAUAAAGAGAAACCAAAUGAUUUUGUGGUAAAUUUGAGCUUGGGGUACCCUCGUGGGUGACGGUUAGUUUUGGAAGGACACUCGAAACAAAUGAUCAUUCCUAAAACACUCGCACACAGUGUUAAUGUCAUUCCUCGAUUGUAUUUUAAGGAUCAGCUUUAACUCUCUGAAAAAGGCCUGAUUUUAAGAAUGACCACGGAGGGGUAAAGCGGCUGAGAUUCAGAUGGGCACAUCACCUCAAACCCAAAUAAAGGAACCAUAACUCCAACCUCCAACAAUGACUUGAGUGAGCCACAAGACAUAAGUCCUCCCCUCUCUCCUGUGUUUCUUACUAUCAGCUCAUCUUGUAUCUCUGUUCCAAAAUUCAGUGCAAGUACUUUUGUGGAAUGCAUCGACAAAAAAAAGAAAAGAGAAUACCUGUUUGCUAAAUCCUUCUAUAUUUGCGUGUGAAGGGCACACCAGAGGAUGCUGUUUCCUAAAUUUGCUGAAUUUGAACAAAACAGCGAUAUUUACCCGUCAGAGUCUAACAUAAUCAGUCAUAUGUUUCGCUGUUUCCUUUCAGUGAAAAACAAAACAGAAACAGAAAGACUUGUGUGAGAUUGAGUAGCAGUAAUAAUAUUUAUGUACUAGCACUUCAUUAAAUUCCACCCCUUACAUGAUGCAUUUGGAUCAGGAAUUAUUUACUGUGUACAAAUUAGUUCAAUUGUAUAGAUGUGCAUAUUACUAAAGAUAAAUGCUUUGACAAAAAUGGCUAUAUUGGCAGAUAGACAAAUUACUUGCCGUGAUAUCUUCCACAUUCCAUGACCUCCGCCCUCCACAAGUGCCCCAGUGGAUCCGAACACUUAGAAUGCACUCUGCGGCUUCCAUCUGAAGGAAAGCGAAAAGAAAGAAGAAACGAGAAGAGAGAUGCUCAACUCCAUUCUCAGGGAAUCACUUAAAGAAAUAAAACAGAAAAAAUAGUAGCAUAAGCAUUUAAGAUAUUGUAAAUAUGAAAGUGUCAACUCAAAAAAUUGUAAAGUUAUAAUUAUUUAUGAGAACUGUAUGUUUUUUCUUUUCGGAUACUUGAAUUUGUUGGGCUGGGAAUGUGACAACCGUAAGAGGAAAGACUUCAGAAACAUUUCUCAGGUGUUCCUGUGUACAUUUCUGAUUUACUGUUUUAUUUGAAUCCUUUUUAUUUUUUGUAAAAAAAAAAAAAAAAGAGAAAAAAAAAACUUUUUUUUUUUUUUUUUUUGCAAGAGGAAGCAUGUAAAGCUUGAAGAAAGGAGAGGACAAAUGUUAUUGAACAGACUAUGCAGAACCACUUCUCGAAUUUUCCCUCUUCUUCCCGAUCUUCCUCUGUCUUUUCCUCUUGGGGGUGUUCCUUGUUUGGCUCGGGGGUAAAGGUGCUCUCCCCAAAUUUAACAGUUUGUAUCCGUAAGUAAUCGGCACAAGCUGCAAGUUUGGAUGGACUUAGCCUUUGCUCUAAAUAUGACUCUACUUUGAAGCCUUAUAGUCUUUACUGAAAGCACUGCAUGUGUUUCAGGACAUUGUGUUGCCAAUAUCAAUGGAGUACAGCACUGAAAAUGGACCUACACCUUCAGAUUGCCCAAACAAGAAAGAAGGGCAUCUGCUACUGCUUUCCUUUGUGAUGACGUGUUCAACACACUUUAGGGUCGUGAUAUCCUGUAUUGGGGCUCAUUGAGGGCAGUAAGGUCUGUCUGUUUAGAGGUUGUGACUUACCAUUGCCUAAUUAAGACAUUAAUAUUUCAUUAAUGGCUAAAUCUUAAGGAGAUUUCUAAAUAUUGAUGGCUACGGUUGGUCGAUUUAAUUUAAAUGGUUUUCCAGUUUCCAGCUUUGUUCACAGCAUUAGUUUCAAAGUUCAUACUAAUUGCCUCAAUUGUGGCAUCCUCAAGUCACAUUAUGCAGCCUUUUUUCCUCAACCUGCUCAGUCAGGGAGAUCAAUGGAAGGACCCGAGAAAGUUCACAGAUUAGGGAAACUUUACUUUUUUUUUUUUUUCAUUCAUCUGCAGGAUGAUCAUAGUGCUGCCUGUUUGAUUAAAAAAAAAAUAAUAAUAAAUAAAAAAAAAUAAAUAAAUACAAAAUAAGGAAAAAAACAAGCAUUUUCUGUAGCUAACUAGUUCGUCCAAUGGCAUUGCAAAAAGAGAAUAACCUCCUCUGGCUUUUAAUUUCUCUCUCUGUAAUUUCUCAGUGUCUGUAUGUGUUAACUGUACCAGUGUUUUGAUCUGUCCCUAGAGUUUAGAAGGAAAAAAAAAAAAAUCGCUGGUAGAGAUUGUUCACUAGUUCAUCUACUGUUUAAUUUUGUUUCGUUUUAAUUUAAGGGAAAGUGUUUGUCGCCUCUUUGUGCUACUGAAUUAUAAAAAGGUAUCCAGUAUUUGUUGCCACAAAAGUAUAGUUCAUCAACACUUUUUGUUUGUGCAACCUCUUGAGCUAAUGUCUAUAAACAAAAAUUUAUUACUAUUUAUGUAAUGCUACUACCAUUUUAUAUGAUUUGUGUUGAAUUUCAGUGCUUUUCUAUAAAUAAAGUGUGAAACACGUA